AUGGCAGCAGUGACAAUUACAUCGAACCCUCAACCUCCUCUUGCGACUACCUCGGAAUCAAAAAGAAACCAUCUGCCACCAAGUACAUAUUCUAUAAGUAAUAGUGCAUACGAUCGUGGCCAAGACUCGACUCGUUAUCAUCGUGAAAUGUCGCUCAGUAUGAGCCAAGGAUCACAAGCUGGUGGUUUGAUGAUGCAACCAGGAGGUCCAUUUCGUCAAUACGAUAUUAUGGGUGUUAUGAAUCGCAGAGAUACGGCACCUCAGAUCUACUCGGCUGUAUAUUCCAGUGUCGAUGUAUAUGAAAUGGAAGUAAAUGCUAUUGCGGUUAUGCGACGACGAAAAGAUAGUUGGCUUAACGCUACCCAGAUAUUGAAAGUUGCAGGAAUCGAAAAAGGAAAGCGAACAAAGGUCCUCGAGAAAGAGAUUUUGAUCGGAGAUCAUGAAAAAGUUCAAGGUGGAUAUGGAAAAUACCAAGGAACGUGGAUCAGAUUUGAAAGAGGAGUCGAAUUUUGCAAGCAAUAUGGUGUGGAAGAACUUUUGCGCCCAUUGUUAAACUACGAUAUGGGUCAAGAUGGAGGAAUUGCAGGACAAGGUGGAAUUGAUACCCCGACGAAGGAACAAGCCAUGGCUGCGCAACGAAAGAGGCUUUACAAUACAGGACCAGAGAACCGUAAUAAUGGACAGUCUGGUGGAACCUUCUUCAAGAACAUUUCGAAUAAUGCGUCGCUUGCAGUUGCAGCAAUUAGCAAAGCCCGAUUUGAUUCACCUGUUCCUAGAAAUCGAAAUGGUAGCGUGCGACCUCCCAGUUUCAGCAGACAAUCAUCACAGCAACAAACUGGUAGUCAGGAAACUGCUUUCCCAGGCAACUCGCAACAAAGCAUGCAGAGCUUCGUUUCUAAUGACGGAUUGACAAAUGGGCAAGAUUCGGCUUAUGCAACUCAAGCACAAUUUCAAUUCUCGCAUACCGGGAGAGAGGAUGGAGAUUUCCAGGAGCCACCACGAAAGAGACGAAGAGAAUCCCCUGAACCCCCGAAUAAUAGUCAGCAAUCCGUGAAUGGUGGUUAUAAUAAUAUGUCUAUGCGAGAGCCAUCUCCGACUGAGCCUAAUGAUUCUUUCUUCUAUCGUUCACAGGCCAAUCUAUCUCAGGAUGAAGAGGCCCCGGUACCAUUACCGCCUCUACCCGAAAACCAGUAUAAUGGAAAGGAGGGUUUGACCUUGUUAUCACUUUUUCAUAAUGAAAAUUCUUACUUGGGCACAAACGAACACAACGAUCAGGAGGCGUUUCGCACGAUGUCCGGUGUAGAACUUGAUAUUCCCAUAGACAAAUCAGCCAACACUGCUGUCCAUUGGGCUGCUACUCUUGCACGAUUACCUGUCCUACAAAAGCUUAUUCAAUCAGGUGCGAGCAUAUAUCGAGUAAAUCUCAGAGGAGAGACUGCGCUUAUGAGAGCAUGUUGUGUAGCCAAUAAUUUAGAUCAGGGGAGUUUUCCAGAUCUUCUUGAGCUACUCGGCAACACUAUUGGAUUUCAAGAUAAUCGUGGCCGAACAGUUUUACAUCACAUAGCUGUCACAUCGGCUGUCAAAGGUCGCAGUCCUGCAAGCAAGUACUAUCUUGAAUCACUUCUUGAGUUUGUCGUCAGGAAAGGUCGCUCGUUUACAGGCCAACAACAAUUAAAUAGUGAGCCCGCAAAUCCUCAUGCCAUGGACAUUGGUCGAUUUAUGUCCGAAAUGGUAAAUGCACAGGAUAAUUCAGGUGAUACGGCUCUCAACAUUGCGGCUAGAGUUGGUAACAAGAGCAUCAUCUCCCAACUUGUGGAAGUUGGAGCAGAUCCUGAAAUUCAAAAUAACUCCAAAUUAUGUCCAUCAGAUUUCAUCGGUGGCCUAGGAAAUCCUGGUGAUCGUUUGGGUUUUGCAAGUCCUGAUAAGAGAGGGAAUAAAGCCACACGGGAAACCAGUGGUGAAAUAAUUGACUCCAUAAAUGCAGCACUUCGAUCAACCCUUGAGGACUUCGGAAAAGAAGUAGAAGCUAAACAAGCUCAAAUCGACUCUAUCCAUGCCAAACUUCGCGAAGCAUCCGCCAACCUAGGAGAAGAACGACGCGCCAUGGAAGCAAAACAAGAACGCAAUAGACAACGUGAAGAACGUGAUCUCAAAAUUUCCAAUCUCACUCGAGCUGCAGAAGAAGAGAGUAUGAAAUUACUUCAACUCCAACAACAAUUCAAUGAACCCACUUCCGACCUCGACCUCGAAAUGCAUCUAGGUGAUGCUGAUCAAUCUCUUUCGGUUCCACCCAUCCAUGCAUAUAUCAACACAACCCCUACUCGAAAUUCCAAGCGUCAAAAUGAUCUCGCUAAAAGACAAUCGUUACUGAAACAAUUACCAUCGAUGCAUAUACUUCAAGCGCGCAUCAAUGCAUAUAAAGCCAAUAACGAUGCAUUGGAAAGAGAUGUCCACGAUUUAAAGAGUAAGGAUACGGGUCGCAUAGCAAAGUAUAAGAAAAUUAUUAGUCUGUGUACGGGUGUCGAUAUCUCGAAAGUCGAUGGUGUUAUUGAGGGGUUGGCGCGCGCGGUGGAGAGUGAGAGUGAUGUGGAUUUAAAUCGAGUUAGGGAGUUUUUGACGAGGGUUGAGGGGGCUUAA
This is a messenger RNA of Sclerotinia borealis F-4128, 2637 nucleotides long. Lineage: Eukaryota; Fungi; Ascomycota; Leotiomycetes; Helotiales; Sclerotiniaceae. The record is from the annotation of a GenBank genome assembly.